Messenger RNA from Patiria miniata (bat star), 2378 nucleotides. RefSeq lists its product as uncharacterized. The transcript is spliced from 4 exons. The record is from RefSeq and is a predicted model, not a curated record. The coding region runs from base 468 to 2378 and encodes 636 amino acids. NCBI's taxonomy places the organism in Eukaryota, Metazoa, Echinodermata, Asteroidea, Valvatida, Asterinidae. Gene Ontology annotation, molecular function: zinc ion binding.
UGCUAUUCUUAACAUUUUUUUUCUCUGUGCCUCUCUUGUUUUUUGGGUUUUUUUUUAGAUACGACUGUUGAAAUCGUAACAGAUGAUACAGACACACUGCGUGCCAUAUAUUACCAGGACACUGUAAUGCAGACGAAAUUCGCUGACUACCCAGAAUUAGUGAUGGCAGAUGCGACCUACAAAUUAAAUAAUCUCAGGAUGCCGGUGUUUCUGCAGAUUGUCGUUGACGGCAAUGGAGAAAGUGAAAUCAUUUCUGUAUUCAUCAUAGUGAGCGAAGACCACGAUACAUUAAGAUGUUUGCUCGAGAUAUUCCAGAAGCACAACCCUGCUUGGGAGCGUAUUCAAACUGUCAUAACAAAGACAUGACAGAGCGCAAGGUAUACAAAGAGUUGAUGCCAGAUGUUGCUCUCCAGCUUUGUCUUUUUCAUGUGUUGAAGACCAUGAGACGAGAAAUCCACUAAGAGAAGAUGGGAAUCCGCAUUGAGGAAAAAAACUUCUGCCUGGAAAUCAUACAGGCAAUGGCCUACUCCAAAACCGAGGCAGAAUAUGCUCAGAACCUUCAAAGACUACGCGACACAAACAUUCAGCCAGUGGUUGAGUACAUCGAAAAAUCAUGGAACGAAAUUCGUAAAGAGUGGGUUGUUGGACUAAAAGAAUCUUGCAACUACAAGAACAACACAACAAACAUAAUUGAAAGUAUCAACCAGAAGCUGAAGCAAGUAGUAGACAGGUUCACAAAUCUGAAAACGUUUUUCCAUGACCUAGAACUAGUCAUUCGCUGCCUACGUCAAGAGCGUGAUAGUCGGAUCGCUAAUGUACUAAAUGAACGACCACUAUCAUCGUUUCCCGCUUCUUCACCAGAGGGUAGAUACAUCAAGAUGCUGACUCCGUAUGCCUACCGAAUUGUUGUGAAUCAAAUGUCACUCAGAAGUAAGGUGAAAUUACCUGUGUCACACAUUGCAUCAACUAGCAUGGACAUACAAACAUCAUGUGGUACGGCACGAGUGACAGAGAACACAUGUACAUGCAAAUUUGUGGUCUACAACAGACUUCCUUGCAGGCAUAUAUUUGCAUUCCGGGCCAAGAACAACUUGGAUCUAUUCACUGUCGAAGAAGUUGCACAACGCUGGAAACUAGAGUUCUAUACAGGUCACAGUUUAGCCCCUCCUUGUACAGUCAACGAAGCAGGAGCUGAGCCACCAGUGACAGUUCUUGGCCGACGACAUGUUCUGUCCCAGUCACAGAAGUAUAAAAGUGCCUUUUCAGUGGCUCAGCAGCUAGCUACUCUAGCCAGUGAAGGAUCAAUGUCUAAAUAUGAGCAGCGUAUGGCAGUUUUGUCUGAUCUGGUGAAACUCUGGGAGGAAGAUAGCCAAGCAGGAGUAUCACGAAUCGAUCAGGAAACGACAAAUCCAAGUCGACAACGGCAACCCGUGACUGAUCAAGCUCCUGUACUCACUGUUGAUCCUGAAUCUCCAAGUGAAACGACCCAAAACACAAGGACAUGCUUGCUGCCCCCACCGACUUAUCGACCAGAGCUGUUCAUCACUGCACCAGCACCUGCCAAAAGAAAGAAAACGCUUAGGCCUACCAUAGCCCAGCUCCAUGUAAAAGGCCACGUACCAGUGCAGCUGCAUCAAGUGGAAGAUCAUGUCCAAGUGGAGCACCAGGUAGAAUACUGGAUGGAGCACGGGAUGGAGCAGCAAGUGCUGCAACGGGUGGAGUACCGGAUGGAACACCAAAUGAGGCACAGGUUGGGGCACCAGGUGGUGUACCGAGUGGAACACCGGGUGGAGUUUUGGAUGGAGCACCAAGUGGAGCACACAAUGGAACACCGGGUGCAGUUCUGGAUGGAGCACCAAGUGAGGCACAAGUUGGAGCACCAGUUGGCGCACCAAGUGGCGUACCGGGCGGAGCACCGGGCGGAGCACCGGGCGGAGCACCGGGCGGAGCACCGGGCGGAGCACCGGGCGGAGCACCGGGCGGAGCACCGGGCGGAGCACCGGGCGGAGCACCGGGCGGAGCACCGGGCGGAGCACCGGGCGGAGCACCGGGCGGAGCACCGGGCGGAGCACCGGGCGGAGCACCGGGCGGAGCACCGGGCGGAGCACCGGGCGGAGCACCGGGCGGAGCACCGGGCGGAGCACCGGGCGGAGCACAUAAUCAUUUUGUUGUUAUUGUACCAGCAACUUACAAAAGCUGAAACUUACCGAAUGCAAAAUGGCACCAAAUUACCAGUGAUAGCAUUGCCACCGAAAAUGAGCAUCAAGGGCAGGCCUAAAGGAGCUCAAGUAACUGCAAUCGGGUUGCCAUGCAGAAAGACCAAGAACAGCAAGACAUCAAAGCCUGUGCAGUUUUCACAAAAAAGACCAGACGACUAA